Notechis scutatus (mainland tiger snake) is the source of this 532-nucleotide messenger RNA. RefSeq names its product ribosomal protein S26 (gene RPS26). NCBI's taxonomy places the organism in Eukaryota, Metazoa, Chordata, Lepidosauria, Squamata, Elapidae. Gene Ontology annotation, cellular component: ribosome; cytosolic small ribosomal subunit. The record is from RefSeq and is a predicted model, not a curated record. Gene Ontology annotation, biological process: translation. Gene Ontology annotation, molecular function: mRNA binding; structural constituent of ribosome.
GAGAGAAUCAAAAGAGUUUUGAUGGUAGGAGGAAGUAAGGUGUAGUGCUUCCGCUUCGCGGAGGAAAGCAAUAUAAAAAUCCCAAGGAAAGAGCCGGACCUUCUUUCGCCUCCUUACCGUCAAAAUGACAAGGAAGAGAAGAAACAACGGUCGUGCCAAGAAGGGCCGAGGACAUGUCCAGCCUAUACGCUGUACCAACUGUGCCCGUUGUGUCCCCAAGGACAAAGCUAUUAAGAAGUUUGUCAUCCGAAAUAUUGUAGAAGCAGCUGCGGUCCGAGAUAUCUCUGAAGCAAGUGUCUUUGAUUCCUAUGUGCUACCCAAACUCUAUGUGAAGCUUCACUAUUGUGUUAGCUGUGCUAUCCACAGCAAGGUGGUGAGGAACCGAUCCCGUGAGGCCCGGAAGGACCGCACUCCUCCUCCCCGGUUCAGGCCAGCAGGUGCUGCACCGAGACCACCCCCUAAGCCUAUGUAAGGAGAUACUUUAAAAGAUGUCAAUUCCAAAUGCUGAAUCAAUAAAUCCAUUUACAAGUGA